Strongyloides ratti is the source of this 1686-nucleotide messenger RNA. Its product is annotated as Forkhead box protein P3. NCBI's taxonomy places the organism in Eukaryota, Metazoa, Nematoda, Chromadorea, Rhabditida, Strongyloididae. Gene Ontology annotation, cellular component: nucleus. Gene Ontology annotation, biological process: regulation of transcription by RNA polymerase II. The coding region runs from base 1 to 1686 and encodes 561 amino acids. The transcript is spliced from 2 exons. The record is from RefSeq and is a predicted model, not a curated record. Gene Ontology annotation, molecular function: DNA-binding transcription factor activity, RNA polymerase II-specific; RNA polymerase II cis-regulatory region sequence-specific DNA binding.
AUGAUAUCAUUACAGAGAUCUCCUUCUACAAAUAGUACUACAACUGGUGUUUCAGAUAAUCAACAUCAUAGUAAUGGAUUUGAUCCUCACCAAUUACUACAAGCUGCUGUUGCAAGUAGUCAAAAUUUAAAUGUUGUUAAUACCUCAUCAUCCUCACAAACAAAUAUAAGUGGACCAAAAUUAAGUCCUGAAAAUCUUUAUUUAAUUUCAAAUAUUCAACAUCGUUUUAAUAAUCAUUUAAAUAGUUUGUCAACUCCUGAAGGACAGCGCUUUUUGGGAACUUUAUUAAUGGGUUCUCAUAUGAUGCCGCAGGCUCAUGGAGAUCUCAGUAAUAUACCUGCACCAAAUACAAGUCCCAAUUCAAGCCUUGUUCCAAAUAACAAUUUAUCAAAUGUUGUCAAUUCUAAUACCAUUCCCAAUACAAAUCUUUUAACUUUAGAAUUAGCUCUUAAUAAUAAUCAAUCGGUGCAUACUUUAUAUCAACAUAAUUUUUGUAUAUGGCCUGGUUGUAAUCAUCCAUGUGAAUCAUUAGCAGCAUUCUUAACUCAUCUUGCAUCAACACAUCGUACAGAUGAAAGUAAUAAUACACAUAUUAAAAAUCAAAUAGAACUUAUUGAAAAUUUAGAACAUAAAAUAACGAAAGAAAAACAAAUAUUACAUGCAAUGAUGAAUGUUAUUCAAUUAAAAUCAUCACUAACUGAUUCAAUUCCACAAUCAUUUAUAAAUAAUUUUCCAAAUCAAAAUGGCAGCAGUAUUAGAAGCAGCAAUAAUUCUAUUAAUGAAUCUCCUUUAAUAUCUCCUCAAUCUCAAAGCAAUGGCGAUACAUCGGGUAAUAAUGAUAAGACCGCUUUUUCCAUUACAUCACAACUUAACAAUAUUUCAAAUUAUUCAUUUGGUAAUGGAAAUUCAUCAUCAACAAAUGGAAUAUUAAAUUCAUCUAAUCAAGCUAUAAAAGAAGAAAGUAGGCAAACAUCUACACCAAGAAAAAGAGUUAGUGAUAAAAGUAUAUUGCCAAUGCAAGCAGAUAUUGAUAGAAAUCGAGAAUUUUAUAAAAAUAAUGAUGUAAGACCACCAUAUACCUAUGCAUCAUUAAUCCGUCAGGCAAUAUUGGAAUCAAAAGAGGGACAAUUAACAUUAAAUGAAAUUUAUCAAUGGUUUACUGAAACAUUUGCAUUUUUUAGACGAAAUGCUGCAACAUGGAAAAAUGCUGUUAGACAUAAUUUGUCACUUCAUAAAUGUUUUACAAGAAUUGAACAAAAUGUUAAAGGUGCUGUAUGGACAGUUGAUGAUCAAGAAUUUUAUAAAAGACGUCCACAAAGAACUAAUGGUGUAGGUUCUGGUAGUGUUAUUAAAAGUAAACCAUCUACACCUAAACCAGAAAAUUCUGUUACUGGAUCAGUUUUGGAAAUGGAAAAUAUUCAAAAAAUUUUAAAUGGUUCUCAAACAGAUUUGAAUUUUGAUGAUAUGAAUCCAUUAUGCAUACUUUCUAAUGCCGCAUUAAAAAUAAAUGCUUUGCAUGAUGAAUCACCACAAAAAGAAAUUGAAAAAUUAGUACUAUCACAAAAUGGGAAUAUGCCAAAAGUAGAUAUUAUUAGAAAAGUACCUAAAAGUAGGACACCAUUACCGUUAAUAUCUAAAAGUGAAAGUAAUGAGGAAUCUCGUCAAAUUGACAAUGUUUCCAUAUAA